Messenger RNA from Puntigrus tetrazona (Sumatra barb), 1556 nucleotides. RefSeq names its product polymeric immunoglobulin receptor-like. The coding region runs from base 1017 to 1556 and encodes 179 amino acids. The transcript is spliced from 6 exons. Lineage: Eukaryota; Metazoa; Chordata; Actinopteri; Cypriniformes; Cyprinidae. The record is from RefSeq and is a predicted model, not a curated record.
AACUGGAGGAUGCGUGUGCUUGUAAUAAUAGUGACUUUCAUUGCGUUUGAGGAUCACAUUUGAUCAGUUCUUGCUUUCCCUGGAUUUUGGUGUGAUCUGGUUUUGUCUGAAUAUCACAGAGACUGAAGUCAGUCUGGAAUGAAGGCCACCGUCGUCUUCAUCACUGUCUGUCUGAUCUCAGGUCAGGGACUUUGUUUCAAUGUGAUUGGCUGCUCUGGAGGGAGUGUGAUGUUCAAGUGCAUGUAUCCAAAAGAACAUGACGGUCAACAUGAAGGAAAGUAUUUCUGCAGAGAUAAAGAGUGUACAGGAAUCAGUUCUGAUCUUCAGCAGCGCUGGGUUAAUAAUGAGAGAAUCUCUCUGUAUGACGAUAAAAACAACAGAUUCCUGAAAGUGUUUAUCAGGAAGCUCAGCAGAGAGGAUGAUGGGAAACACACAUGUGGAAACAAUCAGAAAUGGAGUCGUGAUGUUGAGUUAAAGGUUAACAAAAACUCUUCUUCUUGUGGGACGUCUGUUAUCGGAUCUGCAUAUAUUAGUCAAACAAUCACUAUCCGCUGUGAAUAUGAUCAAGGGUUUAAAAAACACACCAAAGUCUUCUACAGAGUGAACGGAGAUCCUGAGCUUGUCCUGAACUCUCAUCAUCAUCAUCAUCAUCAUCAUCAUCAUCAUCAUCUGAGGAGAAGUUCAUCCUGACUGACUCUCAGAAAGAUCACUUUAAUGUAACCAUCACAGACGUUUCUGAUGGAGGAGUUUAUUUAUGUGGAGUGGAGAGAGACGGAUCAGAUAAACCACCUUCAGAAACAUCUAUCACUUACAUCACCUUCAUUAAAGAGAUUGAGCUGAAUGUUCAAAGUCAGAUAACUUCUGUCCAGGUCGAGGCCUACAUCAGUAAAUCAGUCUUCAUCACCUGUACAUUUCCACAGAAAUUAAAAAGAAACAAGAAAUUCUUGCAGAAAGAUCCCUCACAGAAGAUCCAUGAUGAAGAUCAGAAUCAAUGGGUCCAACGUAAUAAAGUGCACAUGUAUGAUGAUACCAGUGAAGGACUUCUGAAGGUUUUUAUCAGUGAUUUAACUGAAGGUGAUGAAGGAACGUACAGAUGUGGAGUGAAUACUGAUAAAGAUCAUCUGUUCACUGAGAUCAAACUGAAGAUCAGUACAGCUGAUGAUUUUCCUGCAUCAAGCACAUCAGCUGUUUUUGGUGAAAGUGUGAAGCUCACCUGUAAUUCUACUGAGAAAAACAAGACCUUCAAACACAUCUGUAAAGAGAACAAGGAGAAGAUCUGUGAGAAGAUCAGUUCAUCAGAGUUUUCUGAAAGUACAGCAGGAGUUUUCACAGCGAUCUUCAGUAAUGUGAGGCUGAGAGAUGCUGGAGUUUACUGGUGUGGAGAAGAAACCAGAAACAAACAUCUGACUUCUGUUUCUCUCACCAAUAAACAUGAGCUGACUUUAUCCAUUCCUCCAGUGAUUGGACGAGAAGGAGAUUCAGUCGACAUCAAAUGUCCUUAUGAGGACACAGAAGAAAGAUGUCUGCGCAGUGGAAACUGUUUGAAAAAGAAAUAA